AUGGAUCGCGAUGACCGCACACUGUCGCUGCUGCAUCUGCGCAAGACCUUCUCCGAAUAUCUGAAAAUUCCAGUUUCCGGUCAGCGCAGUAAUGAUCCAUCACGUCUCUUGCCGCUUUUUAGUAAGGUCAUGUCCAUGUAUUCACCCUCACAACUAUCCGCUGAUUUCAAAGAGAUUGUUCAUUUUGCCACUUUUCUAUGUAGCGUUUUGGUAAAGGAAGUUAGACAGAGAGCCGCUAGUCAUGGAACAACAGAAGCAGCUUCAAGUAUUGCACAAUAUCUUCGACCUGGAACAGAAUCAAAAGGUUGGAUGAUUCUUGAAGCGAUUCGAUUUCUCAUGAGCGCAGAGGAUGAGGUUAUGAUCGAUGCGGCCUGUAAAGUCUCACUUCCAAGCACAUUAAUCAAAACCGUUUAUUUAUUUUUCGACCUUCCCGAAGGCGAUGAACCGACUAUGCAAGCUGAUAAAGAGCUUCAUAGGGUUUUGUCAAGUCUGCUCGAAUGUUUGUGCAAAUUUACGUGUGUCAGCGAAGAACUCGUCCGAAAGGAUGACCUUCUCCUUCUAUUCGUUGGCACAACUUCGCAAGUUUGUGAUGCGAACAAUGAGUGGAGAAAAAUGUCGACAAGGUUGCUUGAAGUGAUUUCCGACAAGUCAUUGACAUCGGCUGUUUUAAAAUACAUCAUCACGAAGAAAUGCAUUCGAAUUGCGGUCAAGAACAUUUCGGCGCCGGGUGUUUUGGAUUCGAACAAAAUUGCGGAAGCCAUUAUUUGUAUUUCUUGUUUGUUGAAGAAUUCCGCGUAUAUUUCGGACCAACUACUCAACGACUUUUAUGAAUGUGAUGGUUAUAUGGUUGUUAAGGAUUUCCUUUUACGAAAUGAGAAUGAUGAAGAGCUUGUUCGUAAUAUUCUGCUCAUGGCGAUAUCAUUAGUCAAUUCAGGCAAAUAUCAACUUUCUCCUCAGUAUACCUCCGGGCUCGUCCAGCUCCCAAAUUUUCAUCUUCCAACUCCAGCGGGUAAUGGUCUCAGCGUGCGGAAUCUCAAUGCGUUUUCACUUCUAUAUCACAUGUUUUUAGAGAGCUCGAAUGAGAUGGUGAGCUGCACAGUAAUUGACAUACUCCAUUCAAUUUAUACUUGCGAUUCGGCCAACUACUUCAUUUUAGACCGCGAAUACCCAUUAUCGAUAUUUAUUGAUCAGCUUGAAAGGAAACAACAAUCCGUGCGGGUGAAAUUGCUGGAACUGGUAGAAUUUGCAGUGUUUCAACUGAAUCAUAUUCCAUGUCGAGAGCUUAUCAGUCUUUGCGUAUUAUUGAAAACUGAAAUAUCAUCGGGAAACAUGUCCAUGUGCACUGUCGUCGUUCAGAUGUGCUUCAAGUUGAUCACAGUGGAUCCGAUAAUUAAGGACGCAUUUCGAGAAGUUGGAUUACUUGAUGCCCUUUGCUACGUAAUUGUAAAAAUGUUUGAAAAACGAAAAACCUCGCCACUAGCACAGGAGCAGAUUAAAGUUUCGCUUUUGACAACCGACCUUCUCACAAUCAUCAUAAAAAAUAAUAUUGAGAAUGGAAAAUUGUUUACGGAAUGCUUUGGAGCUCGUCAACUUGUUGAGAUGAUCUGCGAGGUUGAGCAAGAAUGGAGGAGCUCGCUGCUCCAGCUCCUCAAACAGUUAUUGAUUAUUGCACCGACCGAUCAAUACAUUGUCAAUGUCGUCAAUAUUCUCAAUGAGCGAAUUCCUGUGGAAAAUCUUGAUGUGAUGUUCAGCCUUCUCAAAGCACUUCUUGGCGUUGUGCGCGAAAGUCACAAAGUUCGAAUUCAAUUCCGAAAAGCCGGCGGUUUUUUGAGUCUUUCGGCCCUUUUAUUGGGUCUCGAGAAGAAAUUCGCCGAUGUUCCAUCGGAAACCGAAGGCAAAAUACCUGACGAGUAUUGUCAACUUCUCGAAUUUGUGCACAUCAUCUUCAAAGUUUUCACGUUGUCGAUGAGAUUCGAGCCCUCGAAUGCGAAAUACUUUGCGACAGAAAUCACGUGGGACAGCAUUACAUCGCUAUUGCGUCUCACUUCAAUUUUCAAUGAGAAUUUGGUGAUCUCAAUUGACGAGGACGAAUGGAAACUACAGAAUACGGAUAUUCCGAAGGAAAUCGCCGCGUGUCAUGAGGUUUUUCGUCUUGAUGAUAACAUUGAAACGGGUAAUGUUCCUGCUAAUAUGCCGUUCAAAAUUUAUUUCGGAUGCUAUAUUAUUCGGCUAAUAUUCAAUAUGGCGCUCGACAAUUAUGAGAAAAUGUCGUCGGACAUAAAAUGGAACGAUUCGGAAUCUCUUGAAGAAUCGAUUGUGUCCUGGACGUCGUCGAUGCUCGUCCAUCCGGGAGCGAUUAUCUCAAUGCUCUCGCUUCUACCAUCGAUUUCGUGUGAGCACAUGAAAUGGACAGUGGCCGCUCAGUAUUAUGUUGCUCUUCUUCUCAAAUCGAUUCUCAAAUCGGAGCGAAAUCAACAGAUAAUGUGCCAAAUCGAUAUGCCAAAAUGUUUAUUGGAUGUGGCUGGAAAGCUUUUCCUUAUGGAAAACCAUCUUCUACUUCAGCCGUUUUAUUAUUUGCUUGAGAGACUUUCGUAUCAAUCAUUGACACCGAAUCAAUUAAGAUCAUUUCUGCGGCUAGACAGUCCAUUAUGCUGCAGGAACUUGGAUGACACAACUGCCGAGUCAGGUUCUCCAACUGAAGGUGGACCAGUGCCUCUUCAGAGAGUUAAAGCGCUUGUUUCGAUGAUGACUCCUAGAGAUCAAUAUAUCGGAACUGCUCCGAGCUUCGUUGAAUUCGACAUGUCGGUUGAAGGAUUUGCCGCGUUGUGUAUGCCAUCAUUGGCGCCGAUGUUCUCCUCGACGAAGACAGAGCGAAUAUUUCCGCCGCUGAAUGGCUUCUCUUAUUGCACAUGGCUUUACUUGGACACUCUUUCUGAUAAGAAGCUCGAUGCUCAUCCGAUUCGUCUGCUCACUGUCACACGCGCCAUUGCAUCUGGCGACCCGAAAAAGGCGCCGACUCAUCUGGCAUGCUUCCAAAUGCAAUUCAGCGCGAUCGAUCGAAGUUUGCUCAUAUCCACCGAAGAAAGCGAGCAGCCCGGCGCCGAUUUGGAGAAGUGCGCCAAUUUCCAAUCGGAUAAACUAAUUCGCGUUACAUUGGCUGACGUGGUCCGAACUGGCGAAUGGUUCCAUAUCGCAUUGGUGUUCAAUCGAUCGGUCCUCAAAGCCUCACAAGUCUCGGUGUUCAUUAAUGGUCGCCUGGUUUCUACGCAGAAAUUGAUGUAUGUGGCGCAGAAUGCUGGUGGAGGAGCGACUCAAUUGGCGCAGACUCAUUCAGUUAAUGCAACCGUUGGAACUCUGCCAGCGCUGCGAAGGCCGAGCCGAUUACGAUUCCGUCUUGCCUCGAUAUUUCUUGCCGAAGAGCCGCUCAGUGCUGAAACGAUCAAAACGAUUGUUCAACUUCAGCCGCAUUAUAUUGGUAAUUAUCAAACAGCAUCGCCCGAGCGAACAGCGUUAGUUCAUGAGGAAAAGAUUGUGUUCUCGUUAUCCGCUGCCGCCACUCUUGAAAUGACAAUGGCAAAAAUUCGGACCAUGUACGGCAAAAUGGAUGCCGAGAUUUUGUCGCAUCAUCUCGGCAUCUCGCCGAAUGAUCAUAGCACACCACUUCGUGUGCUAUUCAACACGAUCUCGCACGCGCCGGGACCCGGACGAACGUUUGGCGGUGUGAUUGUCGGCUAUUUGGGAAUGCGCACGUUCACACCGCGACCGGUGCCGGCACUUCUUGACUCGAUUGGAGGAUUUGCGUGCUUGUAUGGUCUUAUUGCGAUGGCUGUUGACUCGGAAGGGCUCUACGCUUCGUUGAAGGCGCUGGUGUCUGCGAUUCGAUCGAAUCCGAAACUUUUGGCGACGUGGAAUAACAAUAGAUCCUAUCAGAUUCUCGCCGUCCUCCUCGAGGAUAAAGCCAAAAUGCUCAAUUCGCACAUUAUGCACAUGGUGUUCAAUGUUACCGGAACUGCCGACACUCAACAGGAGCAUGCCACAAUACCGUAUCCACCAUCGUUUGAAGACCUUUUGUGCGAUUUGAAAGUUUGGCGAAAUGCGCCGAUUGAGCUUCAUCGAAUGCUGUUUGAGCAUUUUUAUGAGCUUAUCACGGACCAUCAAUUGAAUAAUUUGCAAAUUGUUCGAAGAUCGUCGCUUCUUUCGAGACUUCUCCUCACGAUGCAUGAUGAUAUUCCGGUGGUGCGGCACACCGAUGAUGUGGUGUUCAAUUUGGUGUCUGCUAUCCUUCAACCACCGUCUGAUGCAAGAAGUAUUCUGAAGUUGGGACAAAUCAUCGGAGCAACACUUCCAACAUCGGAAUCCGAAUGCUAUGAGGAGAAUCAGAUUCCGUUCCACAUCUCGGAAAUUCAGAAACUCUUUUUGGAGACGGAUAAAGAGAAGGCGUUGGAUCGGACGAUUAAUCUUGUCUAUAUUCGGAAUCGGUUUUUGAACAUUAUUGCCAAUUUCUUGUCAAACUCGAGCCCACAUCUUCAACAACAAAUGUGUGAGCAAAUCGUGCGAUCUUUGGGAUAUGACUGGUUGUUUGCUUUGAUGUCUCCAGGAAUUCACCCAGGCACACUCUAUUUGAGUUUGAGAAUUCUGCUUCUCAUCCUUAAUCAACCUCUCCUUCUAACCAAGUUCAAAGAAGGCUCGUCGAACGGUGGUUGGCUUUCCGAAGCGGAUUCUGUUGUCCGGAAUCGUGCCGCUGUCGUUCUCGGCUUUUCAGUGUCUGCGCACGGCGGUUCGGUUGGAUCCAAAAUUGACAUCAAUCCGGAGCUUCAACAUUGCGGUGGUUUCGCGGCGCUCGAGCAUCUGAUGGCAGCGCAUGCCGACAAACCGUAUCCAUAUUAUGCAAUGCUGUCGAUUCUUGUUGGACAACCUGUGAGCAAUCUCAGAUUCUGCGAUCAGUUCAAUAUGGAGCUUGUAUGGACUCAUGUGUUUGGAUUAUCGUCGAAUAGUUCUGUGUUCGAUGCGAUCAAUUCGGCCAACUUCUGCUUCGACGCGGUGAUUCCUCUUCUCUCGAUGGUCCGAGCAGCGAUCUAUUGCAACAAUGGAAAUCAGCAGCAAGGAUGGCAUGUAAACAAUUCGUCGACUGUCAUUCAAAUGAUCACGUUCAUGUAUCAAAAUUCGACCGCGUUUUUCAAUGUCGCGCACUCUGAAGAGUUCGUUUUGGCUCUUUUCUCUUGUCUGAUUGAGGAUACCAACGCGAUGGGAAUCAGAUCCGAAUCAUCUACUAGAAGGAGUGUGGACGCCGGAACGCCGGACGCCGAAUACUUCCAAGCUUUUUUGGCACAACCAAAUGUGAAAAUUGUGACCGAUUUGCUGAAGAAAAUCAUUUCGGACAACCUUCAGGUCAAUCCUUCCAAGACGGAAUCUAUUGUGGAUGUGAUUCUUGACGUGAUCUGCGAAUCUGGUUUGACGCGAAAAACGCAGAUCGCGUGCCUAACGUCAAUUAUCCAUUCGGUUCUCGAGCACGUCGUUGGCACCGAUCUUUUGAGCUCGUCGGCUCUCCCACCGAAUGUUCAAGCUCAGCCACAAAUCCAAGUAAUCGCUAACAUCUCUCUAUUGUGCAAUCGAGCGGUGGAUGGAUUUUGGAAUGGACUCAUCGGCGGUGAGCCGAUGCGAAUGCUCUCAACACUGUACCACCUGCAAGCAUUGGCGUGCAAGAAGGCUAACAAGGCGGCAAAUCCGGAACCAAUCACAGCUUGCGUCAUGAAAAUGACAUUGUUCAUUCUCAGCCGUCCAAUUGAUACCGUAGCCGUCCAGCUAAGUGUUCUUGACGCUUUGUCAUCAUUGGUCUCGAAACGAUACUUGUUCCUUGUGUCUAACGAGUCUUGGUUCUUCGCAGCAUUGACACAUCUCAUUUUCAUGCUCUCGGUGACUCCAGAUGUCUUAUAUCAGGAGACUUCGUCGGACCUUGAUCGAGCCAGUGCUCAAGUUGCGAUGUGUGCAACGAGAGUAUGGGAUGAUGUGAUAUGCGCGAAGCAGGCGUUGAUCGAGGAGACGUUCAAGAGACAGAUUGUUAGCGAGAUCAAUGCCGCUCGUGCUCUUCUCGCGCAUACUGCUGGCGUCUACUGGCAGCAGUUUGUAGAUUCACAAUUGAGAUCCAACACUCAGCAGAAUAAUUCGACGGCCAAGGAUAUUCAGCAGCAGAUCAGCUCGAAAUUCAAUCGAGUUGCUUCUGGAAUCAGCAGAUUCGCCACAAAGAGGUCGAUGAGCACGACGAGUGGAAUCGGAACAAUGUCGCCUUGGAAGAUAUCUUCUGCUGAUAAGCAGGUGAUCUUUAUGUGGCUUCGUGUUCACAUCAGCUUGAUCAAAGAGCUCAUCCGUGCGCAGUCUACAAGAUACAACGAAUGGCAUGAGCAUGUCCGAAAAUGGUGCCUUCAUGAUUGGCACCAUUGGGAAGCAGAGCUGACCCGAGAGCGCGGAAUUUGGGGACCUGAAAUGGCGUCAAAACUGGAGAAAUUCAAACUUGAUCUCACCGAAGGUCCGUCGCGAAUGCGCCGAAAAUUGAUUCCGAAUCGCAAUUUCUAUCACAUUUACCCAUAUCGGCCGCAUUUGGACGCGACAACGGCGAAGGCUCAAAGAGCAAAAGUGGCGAUAUCACAUGACUCGAAAGCGUAUUAUGAAGCCUGCUUGAAACAUCGAAAACGCACGUUGGACACGAGAAUUUUGGAUCAAUCCGUGUCGGUUAUGACGCCUUCCGAAGAAAAUAAGACUUUUGGAUACUCGUUCACCGAUUUGUCGCAAAUCAAUUCUUCGCUCAUUCGUCGAUUAUCGGCUACUGCAUCCACCACAGAUGUCCCGAAAUCGCUUGAACUCAAUGAAGAGGAGUGCGACGAUUCACAAAAGGUUGAUGAGAAUUCGACGUCUCAAGAAUCGACGGUAUCUGACAAAUCGAAUAAUUCGAAUUCGAUUAGCGAGAAGCCGGAGACGGCGCCUCCCGAAUCGGCGAGAAGUGAGAAGGAGGAGCGCAAACCGGGACCCGACAAUCAGACGCUUCUUCGAUUAUUGGAACAAGGAGAACAAUUGCAUUCGAUGUACCGAUGUGCGAGAAUACAGGGUCUUGAGACCGCCGAAGGUCUUCUUCUGUUUGGGCGUGAUCAUUUCUAUGUGGUCGAUGGAUUCACCCUUCUCAAAACGAAAGAAAUUCGCGAUCUCGAUUUUCUGAGUCCAGACAUGCAUGAUCCGAUUGUUCCAUAUCAGGCCACCGGCGCUACGCAGGCUCCGAAAUCGUCGAGACUUUGUAGCAAGUUUAGCUAUCAUAUGAUCAGAGAGAUCCAUAAACGACGAUACCUCUUGCAGCCGAUCGCCCUCGAAGUAUUCAGUUCGGAUGGCAGGAAUUAUUUGUUAGCAUUCCCGAAGAAGAUUCGAGAUCGCGUCUAUGACCAGUUGAUCUCAAUGGCGACGAAUUUGUCAAGUGGUGGAAUCGACUCCCUUGGAGGGCAGAAGGCGAAUGUCUCGAUUGAACAAUGUAACAGAGGAGCUUCCCUUCUCUCGUCGCUCAUCGGCCAACAAUCGGUAACUCAGCGUUGGCUGAAUGGAAACAUCACCAAUUUCCAAUAUCUGAUGCACUUGAACACGCUGGCUGGACGAUGCUACAAUGAUUUGUCGCAAUAUCCCGUGUUCCCCUGGGUUCUCGCCGAUUAUUCGUCGAAUUGUUUGGAUUUCACCAACGUGAAAACGUUCCGCGAUUUUGGCAAACCGAUGGGCGCUCAGAGUGCCGAACGAUUGGAGCAGUUCUUAAAACGAUUCCGCGAAUGGGACGAUCCUUCUGGCGAAACACCGCCGUAUAUGUAUGGAACGCACUAUUCGAGCGCGAUGAUUGUUGUCUCGUAUUUGGUGCGAUUGGAGCCAUUUACUCAACAAUUCUUGUCACUUCAGGGAGGUCACUUUGAUCUUGCUGAUCGAAUGUUUCAUAGCAUUGGCGACGCGUGGACGAGUGCCAGUAAGAACAACAUGGCUGAUGUGAAGGAAUUGAUUCCCGAAUUCUUUACGCUUCCCGAAAUGUUCAAGAAUAGCAACAAUUUUGAUCUUGGCGUAAAGCAGAAUGGGAUUCAAGUUGAUGAUGUUAUCCUACCAACUUGGGCUCAUAAUGAUCCUCGAGAAUUUGUCAGAUUGCACCGACAAGCACUCGAGAGCGAUUAUGUGUCGUCACAUCUUCACGAAUGGAUCGAUUUGAUAUUUGGUUACAAGCAAAAUGGAGACGAAGCUGUCAAGGCCAAUAAUUUGUUCCAUCACCUCUUCUAUGAAGGAAGUGUAGACUUUGAGAGGAUCGAUGAUCCGCUAACGAGAAAUGCGACGAUUGGAUUUGUGAAUAAUUUCGGACAAAUUCCAACGCAAUUGUUCAAAAAGCCGCAUCCUCAGAAGAAGGUGAAUAUUCUCGAAGGAUAUAGCAAUACGCCGGGAGUGACGACGCAGCGGUUGUUCUACCAUAUGAUUCAUACAAUGACACCUCCACAAUCGCCGUUUAAAGAACUUCGAUCGACGGUUGGAAGUAUUCAUCACAACGAUAAAGUCGGUCUGAUUGCUCUUGAGCAGAACAAGGUGCUUUUGGGAUCAAAUCGCUACAUCAUGUGGGGACUGCCCGAUCGGAGCAUGCGAAUCGGACAGAUCGAUUCCGACAAAUCGCAAUGCAUUCAUGAGAUGUGCGAAUCCGAUGAGAUGACUUGUGUGGCUGCUGGCGAUGAUUCGACAUUGUUCUGUGGAAAUACAUCGGGUUGCAUCACAGUUUGGAAAGUUAUCAAUAAACCGUUGUCGAUGAAGAAGCUCUCGGUGUUGAACGGACAUUCGGAUGCCAUCACAUGUCUUGUCUCGUGCCAAUCGCAUGCGGUUCUUGUUUCAGCAUCGCGCGAUUUGACUGUCAUCGUUUGGCAUUUGUCGGAGAUGUUCCUCAUUCGCCAAUUGCCGAAACAUCCGCAACCAGUGGUUGCAGUGGCAGUAAACGAUUCAACAGGAGAUAUUGCGACCGCGUGUGCCACAAUUCUUCAUAUUUGGACAUUGAAUGGAAGCCUACUGGCCGUGUUGAACACAUGCGAUAUCGCGCCUUCCAUUGAUCCACAACAGAUGAUUAUUUCAUUGGCGUUCUCAACGCUUAAUGAAUGGGACAAUGACAAUGUGAUCAUGUGCGGAACUUCUGAUGGAAUCGUUAAGAUCUAUUCAUGCCUUGUUGUUAAGAACGAUGGAAGUGUUAAUGAGCAGCCGCAUUUGGAAUCGAAUAGCUUGGAUACUGAUCGAUCAGCCGCACUCGCGGCGAAAUUAGAAAAGCAGAGGAAGCGGCUCAAGACGAACACGACGUCGAACUCGUCGACAGACAAAUUGUCGUCGUUAGACUCAAUGUCGAUCACCUCGCAACAAUCGGAGCCGCCGAGCCCGUCGUUGGUGAAAUCGAAUGGCUCGGUGAAUGAGCCGGAGAAGUUUGUGCGAGUUUUGGUGCAGCGAACGGCGCUGACAAUGCACACCGCGUUCAACCGGCCCGAUAAUAUUCAUCCGGCGCCGAUAACAGCAAUCGCGCCGAGCAAAGAUCACAAAUGUUUGUAUAUUGGAGAUGGGAUUGGAAGGGUUUGGUGUUGGCAGAGCAGCGAAGGCGGAGGAAGAACUGAUAAUUGGGUGCAGGACGUGACUAGGCAAAGAUGCGAUGAUUGUGAGCACAAAUUCACACUUGCUGAUAGGAAGCAUCACUGUCGAAAUUGUGGGCAAAUAUUUUGCUCAACAUGCAGCCGCUACCUUCUAUGGUAUUUGCGCCUUUUGUGCCACACAUCGACAACAAUUGAUGUUACAGUAAUGUUGGUGAGGAGGGUGAUUCAAGGCAUACGCCAAUAUGCGACACCAAAACAAAAAUUGAAAGGCUACGUAUUUCCAGAAGUCCGGAAAGAAGAUUGCGAGCAGAAGUACAUUUCUGGUUGGGGCCCUGGCGGUCAGAAGGUGAACACGGCGCAGAAUGCGGUUCAAUUAACUCAUCUGCCAACAGGAAUCACUAUAAAAGUGCAUGAAUCACGCCUCCUUCCGAAGAACAUCGACAUUGCGUUCGAGAGAAUGAAAUUCGUUCUCGAUCGUCAUUACAAUGGUGACAAUUGCUAUGAAGAACAAUUGAAGAGAUUACAACAAAAGAAAGAGGAAAAAGCGAGGAAGCAGCGCGAGAAGGCGAGAAUCGAAAAAGCGGAAUUUGCGAAACAAUUAAAGGAGGAUCAAAUUUAA
This is a messenger RNA of Caenorhabditis bovis, 10233 nucleotides long. NCBI's taxonomy places the organism in Eukaryota, Metazoa, Nematoda, Chromadorea, Rhabditida, Rhabditidae. The record is from the annotation of a GenBank genome assembly.